Oryza brachyantha (malo sina) is the source of this 5009-nucleotide messenger RNA. RefSeq lists its product as uncharacterized. The transcript has 9 exons. The coding region runs from base 1 to 4728 and encodes 1575 amino acids. NCBI's taxonomy places the organism in Eukaryota, Viridiplantae, Streptophyta, Magnoliopsida, Poales, Poaceae. The record is from RefSeq and is a predicted model, not a curated record.
AUGGAGGAGCUGUUCAUGCAGGUGUUCGAGCGGCGGGACUGGGUGGCGGCGCAGAUGCGGCAGCAGGUGGACUCCUACGACCAGUCCCUCGCCUGCGCGCUCCUCGCCGCCGGGCGCCGCCCCCCGCCGUGGCUCCUCCCGUCGCGCCCCGGUGCGCCGCAGGAGCUGAAUGGCAGACCGAGUAUAUCAGAGUUUGUUUUCCUUGGAAGCCAUAUUACUACACCAGCAAUCGAUAGAACUAGCUAUCAGCCUCGAGCUGUUCAUAGUACUUCCUUAAGAAAUGUGGGAGUUCCAAGUGGAUAUAGCAACCUAGGGACUGCUUGUACUACUGUGGAUACUGACCAACACCAAGAGGUCCAGCCAAAGGAGACUAAAUUUAACGAGGAGUUUGGAAACAAUAGAGCUGAAGCCAGCAUGUUUUCAAGGAUUCAACGUUCCAGGUCGAGGCAAAGGAAUAUUGAGGACCGUUUACGUGAAAAGGAUCAAGCUGCAAAUGGUAGUAGUGGUGGUUUGCAAGACGUGACAGAGGGGUCUAAGCUUGCCGGUGUGGGGAUAAACAGUACCACUGAAUCGUCAUCCUCUGAACCUUGUGGUGCUGGCGGUGCAAACAAUGCUGGAACUACAUCAUGUUUUCUAGGCCAGGAGAAUGAUCUUAAUGCCAACAAGAGGAACUCAACUGAAUUCUUAAAGUGCAGUAAUGGAAAUGAAGGAGUUCGCUUAGAUUGUUCCCCAUCGAUGGUUCUAGAAAAUCACAUUACCAGUUCUGACAAUAAUGCCAAGGUUCCUGAUGACUGCUCUGCAAGAGAUUCAUCAAGAGCACAAGUUGCAGAUAGCAUAUGCCAUCCCCUCCCUGAAACUCAUCUAUUUGUUGAACCCAAAAUUCUUCAGUUCGAAGGUGUUGAAUCAGUAUGCAUGAAAUUUUCGAGCGAAAAAAUGAGGCAGUCACUGGAAAGUGCCCAUCUUGAUGUUUCUGAGGCACAUCCUUUAAAUGAAAGCCCAUCUUCUACCGGCUGUUAUCAUGUACCUUGUUCUACGGGAAGCUCAUCGCUUGCUGGUGUUGAAUUAGGAUUUUUAAACCCUGACAGUGCAACAUUGAAGCAGCACCCGCAAUAUAGCAGUCUUGAUCUUGCAACCACGCGUUCUCGAAAUGUGGACCCAUCUCCGACCAUUUCCUCUAAAGUACUUGAUUACAUGAGUGAUCCAUUAGUUGAACGGAAUGCAUAUUGUAUUCCUGAUAUUAAUUCUCUGGAAGGACAAUGUUCUAAGGUUGGCCAACUGCUUGAAAAGGAAGAAACAAAUGCAUUUUCUGUUGCCGAUCCAAUGCUUGAAACAGAUGCAUUGCAUUGCACAGAAAAUACAGAAAUAAUAAGAAAUCUUGUCACCCAUGAUUCCAAGCCUCUUGAACAACAAACCACUGAUUCUCAUGUUUUGCCUCAUCCAUGCAGUGGAUCUGUGCAGCUAGCUGAUAUUAGUUCUGGGCCUCCUUCAUUAGGAAUACUGCCAAAUAGUUUCUUGGAAGAGGAUGGUCUUGAUCACCUCUCCCAUUCUGAUACAAAUGAUACAAAUAGCCAAUGCUCCCCAUAUAGGGCUGCUGAAAGCCCAGAUCUGCUUCCACCUCGACACGUUAACUCUGGUGAUGUUUAUCGACAGAGCCUCUCUUGUUGUAAAUCACAAAAGAACAACAAAAAUUCCAAUGGUUGUGCUGAAAUUGAGGACAGCACUGUAUCCAUAGAAAAACCAUCGUCAUUCCAUGAGCAAUAUUUAUUGGAUAGACCACCUAUGGAACUCAAUGAAAAUUUUGCAGAUCAGGAUAUUCCCUUGGGACACACUCUGGGCACACAUAGUGAGACUCUCAAAGGAAAGAUGGUAGCCGUCUUGGUCAACUGCCAUUCAGGAAAGAUGGUAGCCGACUCUCAAAGGAAGGGUUUGACUGAAGCAUCUGUUUUUUCUUACAGAGAGAAUGAGUCCACGGGGCAAAAGGUUGCGAGCAAUAUUUCAACUGGUGCGAUGCACAUAACAGAAAGGAGUGGGUAUUCCGCCAUGAAUUGCACAGGUCCCCAACAAGAUGGAACAGAACGAGAAACCUCUCUUUUUGAUAGUGCUGUUCAAAUAAAUGCUAACCGAUGCACCGUGGAGAACAAUAAGCACAUGAAAUCUUCACGACCUUCUGUUCAAUACUCUUUACGGAGCUUGAUGUCACAUGAUAGAAGCAAUAUGCUCCAGUCAGAAGGAAGAAGUGCUGCAAGUGACCAGAAGAGGUCAAAUGCAGAUGGAGUUCAAGUAAACGGUGGCUCAUCAUCUAAAAGGAGAAGAAUAAAUCGUCAACCGGAUACUGCCCUAUCCAUCUCUCCUGACACAGAUUCAUUGUCGGCGAACCACCAAGUUGACAUUGAUGGUCAUGUGUUAACUCUGGAAUGUUUCUCAGGGAAGUCUCAGCCUUCAGGCCAUUACUUCUUAAGAAGUUUUGGAUCCUCUGAGUGCAUUCCUGACAAGUCAGUAAGGAAGAAUGCUGCAAGUCACUGCAAGAUACCAGUGUCAAAUACCCAUAAUAAAAAUAGCUGUUCUUCUCCUGAAAGAAACAAGAAGGGUAGUCUAGAUAAUGAAAAUGGGACUUCUCCAGGACAAUUACAAAAUACAUUAGAUGUUGUGAAAACAACUACUGCUUUGCCCAGCUGCUAUGGUACCCUAAUUGAUAAUGAGGCAUCAUGCACAGAAGAGGAAAAUCCUUGCUUAGAAGGUAAACACACAAAUGAUGCUAAUUCGAGUGUGGCACACCAGCAGAUGACUCUUCAGAUAGAUAACAUUGCAUCUCAGAGUGUAAUUUUAGAUUCAAAAAAUUAUUCUAGAGUGAACUCAACUACUAUGUCUCCAAGCUGUGUUUCGGAUCAACAUGGUGAUCAAGCGUAUGCACCAAGUGCAUUGGUUCAUGAGAAUUUAAGUCAUGGCUCCAGUUCAGAGGUUGAUAGGGGAUGUAAAAGUAAUGGUUCAGAAGGGUGUUUAUUGUCUGCUACUGCUAUUACAAGGCAAGAGGGGGAUGAAUAUAUCAACUGUGAUGACACAAUGCCAGAAUUUGAGCGAUUUGAUGUUCCUAUCCAAUUUGACAGCCCAAGUGUAGAUAGAAGGACAUCUGAAGCCCUUUGUGAGUCCAGAAAACUAGUCACCCUCAGUUCAAAGUUCUCAUAUUAUGACACUAACACAGCAAGUGGUGUACACCGGCUAUUGUCAACCAUGUCUGGGAAGCCUAUAAAAUGCCCCUUCCCUGAUGAUCUACAACAAUACAGUGCAAAUAAUGAUAGAAGCAUAAACGACAUUUUUGGACCAUGUGGAUUGGGAUUUGAUGAUUCCCUUUCUAUGUAUGAUGUCGUGGCUUCAUGUUCUUCAAAUUCUAGCAACAGACAAGAGAACAAUGACAAUCCAUUGACCCCAUCAGUUGAAAAAUAUGGCCUGGGGAAACUAUCGGCUAAAUCUGGAUCUAGUUCAGAACAAAUGGGCUCUAUUCCUGAACUAGAAUGCUUCCGAAUUGAUGAACAUAGCAGCAUCGCAGAAGAAAAUGAGCACCAAGGGAUAUUACACGGAUCUGUUGGUUUGAAUUCCUCAGAUCAGUUGCCAUCUGGCAGAAAAGCACUGCAAGAUAUCACUGGAUUAUGUCAAAACACUGUAAAUUCUGCCUCUCUUUCCUCAAUAUUCAUGGAUACAGGUAGUGAGCUCAAUCAUCCUGCAGAUAUCAUAAGUGAUCAUGCAAGCGAUAAGCCGAAUGAUAGUCUUGCUACUUCAACCAAGAGAAAAGGGAAAGUAUCUUGUUCCCUUCGUCCUAGAUUAAGGAGGACAGAACUGCAUAACAGAAAUGGAGGACAUCAGAGUGAAGCCAAUAUUGACAAACAAUCUAAGCCGAGCAAUAUUGUUGCAAAUGUGGCAUCCUUUAUACCUCUCGUAAAACCAAAGUUGCAACCUACAACUGCAUGUGUGAAAAAAGAUGUCAGAGUGAAGGCACUUGAGGCAGCUGAAGCUGCAAAACGUCUUGAAGAAAAGAAACAAAAUGAACGUGAAAUGCGCAAAGCAGCUGCAAAACUAGAGCGUGAAAGACUGAAGCAAGAGAAACAGUUAAAGCAAAAACAGGAAGAGGAACAAAAGAAGAAGAGGGAUGCUGAUGUGGCUGCUAAAAAGCGGCAAAGGGGAGAGGAAGAAAGGAAGGAAAAAGAGAGAAAAAGAAAAUGCACUGAGGAGGCUUGGAAACAACAGAAGCAGCCUACGGAUAAAAAGCAUUCUGUGAAUGAUGAGAAAGAUGCUCAUCACAAAACAUCUGAUAAUAAGGAGCUGAGAAACGAUUUAGUUGAUGCUGUAAAGGUCCAAGUUAAACCUGAUGGAAGAACUACUGCACCUGCUCUUGAAUAUAGGACCACUAAUUGUAACAACGAGAAGGGUGUGGUAGUAGAUGAGAGACCUGCAAGUAUUGGAUCUCAUGCUACGACAAGUAUUCCAAACAGUCUUGAGGAGCCAUAUCAAAUGUCUCCAUAUAAGGAUUCUGAUGAGGAAGAUGAUGAUUUUGAACAUGAAGAAGAAUCAAGACGUAAAAGGAAAUUUAUUCCUUCAUGGGCUCGGAAAGAAAACUUGGAUAAGCUCUUAUUGGCCAAUCAUACUUUAGACCCUAGAGAAAUUUUUGCACAGAAGUGCUCCUUCAACUUAUCUUAUGUUCUUCCAGUCCACACUCCACAACGUGGCUUCAGGUGAAGUUCCCAUUUGACGGGCUAUUGGCAAUACGUCGUUGCCAAAUUACAUCAUCAGAAGUUGUGCAUAUGCUUGGACGUCAUUUUCCUGUAUGCUAGAAAAUUUAUCAAUGCAGCAGAACAUUUUUUUUUAUUUGGAGUAGAAUGUAGCAGAACAUUUGUUGCCACAUUUGUAUACAUAUUUGGGCAUCAACAAUUUGUACCACCCGAGUUAAGUUUAUAAAGACCUUUCUGGGCAGUAUAUUAAUUACCGAGAUUAUGGAUAUAAAUCAGACUGCAAAGUGA